AAAAAAAAUAAAAAAUUUUUCCUCUGCAAAAUAUCCAAGGUAAGGAAGAGUUAUCCGCUACAAGGAAGUCAGUAUAGUCGGGCAUCAAUAAUUUUUUUUUGUUAUUUCUUUCUCUUUCUUGUUUUUUUUUAGAAGAAAUUAAAUAUCAAUAUGGUUCACGCUAACGUUUGGAACUCUCAUCCCAAGUCCUAUGGUAAGGGCUCUCGUCAAUGUCGUGUUUGUGCUCAUCGUGCUGGUUUGAUUCGCAAGUACAACUUGAACAUCUGUCGUCAAUGUUUCCGUGAAUAUGCCAAUGAUAUUGGUUUCCACAAGUAUCGUUAAAAUGUGAUUAAGGAUGACUACACACACGUCUAUCAUAUAAUGAUUUUAUAUGUAUUACGUAUUGUUUAAUAUUUAACUCUACUCACAUGAAUAAAUCUAUAUAACAUUUGAAACGACAUAUAAUAGAGAUUUAUCUCUUUUGUCAAAUAAUGAUGUAAAAGCUGUUUCUGAUUUUUUUUUUCACUUUUCCCCAGUUAUAAUAUAAAACAAAAAAA
Molecule: messenger RNA, 536 nt
Organism: Cokeromyces recurvatus
Lineage: Eukaryota; Fungi; Mucoromycota; Mucoromycetes; Mucorales; Mucoraceae
Product: 40S ribosomal protein S29
Exons: 3
Coding region: 151-321 (56 amino acids)
Biological process (GO): translation
Cellular component (GO): ribosome; cytosolic small ribosomal subunit
Molecular function (GO): zinc ion binding; structural constituent of ribosome
Source: RefSeq, a predicted model, not a curated record